This is a messenger RNA of Xenopus laevis (African clawed frog), 3442 nucleotides long. It is a transcript of the gene foxp4.S, whose product is annotated as forkhead box P4 S homeolog. The record is from RefSeq and is a predicted model, not a curated record. Gene Ontology annotation, cellular component: nucleus. NCBI's taxonomy places the organism in Eukaryota, Metazoa, Chordata, Amphibia, Anura, Pipidae. Bases 393 to 2318 code for a protein of 641 amino acids. Gene Ontology annotation, biological process: regulation of DNA-templated transcription; negative regulation of transcription by RNA polymerase II; regulation of transcription by RNA polymerase II. The transcript is spliced from 18 exons. Gene Ontology annotation, molecular function: DNA-binding transcription factor activity; sequence-specific DNA binding; DNA-binding transcription factor activity, RNA polymerase II-specific.
UUUCUCACUGGUUCUGAAACCAGUCCUUCUCCGCCUCAGAGUGAACACAGACAAUCUCUCCCUUCCUCUCAACUUUGCCUCCCUGAUAUCUCGGGCCAGCUCUGUUUUUUUUUUCUUUAUUCUCUAGUCCUUUGUUCUCUCCCUGCUUGGCCAAGUGUUGUCCACCUGCUCUUGUGGGAUAUCCCGAAGCCUCCUGGCGGCCAGCCGGGCGCUGUGUUAGUGAAGCGCGUGCAGUAGCUGCGCCAAGUUCUCUGUGGGAGUGGAGCGUGCGCGUAUGGAUCCCGGCACUGGCUGCUACUCGGGGCGCAGUUAAGAGGAACUAAGGAUGGUGCUCAAAUUUCUAGAAAAGGAGACAAAGCAUGCAGGAUCUAUACCAGUCAUAAAAUCAAGUCAUGAUGGUAGAAUCUGAGUCCAUACGGUCCACCCCAACCAGCCAAAAUGGAGUUGGAAGUCUCCCUAACCAAUCUGACAGUUGUGUUGGAAGAGAAGGAUCAGGCAGUGGAGAGACCAAUGGAGAGCUAAACCCAGCUGAACUUCUUCAUUUUCAGCAACAACAGGCUCUGCAGAUGGCAAGGCAACUUCUUCUUCAGCAAGCAACAGGUUUGAACUCCCCUAGCACAGAUAACAAGCAGCCCUCAGUACAGGUCCCAGUUUCCGUUGCUAUGAUGUCCCCUCAGAUGAUCACCCCCCAGCAGAUGCAGCAGAUUCUGUCCCCAGCACAGCUCCAGGCUGUCUUACAGCAGCAGCAGGCACUCAUGCUACAACAGUUGCAGGAGUAUUACAAGAAACAACAGGAACAGCUGCACCUUCAGCUUCUCUCUCAACAACAGGCAGGGAAGCAGCAACCCAAAGAGUUAGCUUUGGGAAACAAGCAAUUGGCAUUCCAGCAGCAACUGUUACAAAUGCAACAACUGCAGCAACAGCACUUAAUAAACCUCCAGAGGCAGAACCUGGUGGGACUCCAGUCUGGGCAAGGGCCAGUACCAAUGCAGAGUCUACCACAAGUAUCCCCAUCAGACCUGCAUCAGCUCUUAAAGGAGAUGAGCAGCAGUCAGGAAGAAUCCAGUAAACAGGACACUGUUGACCUGAUGACCUCAAUCACUACCUCAUUCCCAACUACCAAGGUUUCACCUCCUACAAUGCACCCAUCCUUAUCUAAUGGGCAGAAUACACGCAGAGAGAGCACAUCCCAUUAUGAAAGUUCACACCUACUUUAUGGUCACGGUGAAUGCAGAUGGCCAGGCUGUGAAGCUCUUUGUGAAGAUAUGGGGCAGUUUAUAAAGCAUUUAAACACAGAGCAUGCUCUUGACGAUCGCAGCACUGCUCAGUGUCGUGUCCAAAUGCAAGUGGUGCAACAACUCGAAAUACAGUUGGCAAAGGAGAGUGAGCGAUUACAGGCAAUGAUGACUCAUCUUCACAUGAGACCAUCAGAACCAAAGCCCUUCAGUCAACCACUGAACUUGGUAUCGAGUGCAUCCAACAACAAAAUGUCCCAUGACACCUUCCCUGAUGGCUUACCUCAACCCCCUACAUCUGCUACUGCUCCUAUUACUCCAUUGAGGCAAGGCACCUCUGUGAUUAGCUCCUCCAGCCUACCUUCUGUGGGUCCUGUGCGUCGACGAAUUGUGGAUAAGUUUUGCACCCCAAUAUCAUCAGAACUUGCUCAAAAUCAUGAGUUUUAUAAGAAUGCUGAAGUACGUCCUCCAUUCACAUAUGCCUCAUUAAUUCGACAGGCUAUUUUAGAAACACCAGACAGACAGCUGACAUUAAAUGAGAUUUACAAUUGGUUCACACGCAUGUUUGCAUACUUUCGGAGGAACACUGCUACUUGGAAGAAUGCAGUUCGUCAUAACCUGAGUUUGCAUAAGUGCUUUGUACGUGUGGAGAAUGUGAAGGGAGCAGUGUGGACGGUAGAUGAGCUGGAAUACCAAAAGAGAAGACCACCAAAGAUGACUGGUAGCCCGACCCUUGUUAAAAACAUGAUAUCGGGGCUGGGAUACAGUGCCCUGAAUGCAAGUUACCAGGCUGCCCUUGCAGAAAGUAGCUUCCCACUUCUCAACAGCCCACCACUGCACAACAGUUCAGGCAGUGUCCUCCAUGGUGGGCAUGAUGAUGUAACCAGCACUGGGGAACCUGGAAACAGCAAUGGAAGCAGCCCUCGUCUGUCUCCUCAGUAUAGUCAGUCCAUCCAUGUCAAGGAGGAGCCAGCAGAAGAUGAUGUCAGACCUGCCUCUAUUUCUGCACCUACUAACCAAACUACAGUCCUGCCAGAAGAUCGUGACCUAGAGUCAGAGUCGCCCAUGGAAGACUUGCCUUAGUGGCACCUCUAUUUUGUAAUUUCCAUUGUCCCAAAGUCCAGCACUUCCACCAGAGACCAACCUGUCCUCCAAGCCUCAUCUACUCUAAAAGAGACUUAAACUUGAUUCUUAUACAUACUUUUGGGACCAACCAUCAUCUGGCAGCACUUCUGUGGUUUAUGGACUGAAGGGAAACUCCCAGAAUCAUUUUCCCCAUGGACAAAGAUGGGCUGGGUAUUGAUUCUUCUUCUGACCUCUGACAAUGUCAGGGAUAAAGUUCCAAUCCUGUGUUUCCCCUCCCCCACUGCAUUAUAUGAAAUUAUGGACAUAUUUCACCAUUGCAGUUAGAGAUAACCCUGAACUCCAUGAAUAUGCCCUUACAAUGCAUGCAGGAUUGGGGGUCACUUUUGCUAGCCUUCUGUUGGUCAAUUUUGAAGGUACCAAAAAAUAACCAAACUUUUUUAUUUAUUUUGGCUUUGUGUGUUUCAGAUCAAUUUUAAUGAUGGCACACUUCACACAUAGAUGUGAAUUAUUGGUACACGCAUACAUGCACAGUAGCCAUGCUUAAUGAUACAAGAUUGUGCACAGAUUUACACAAACUUAAAUAUGCGCACACCCUGUGCACAAAUGGAGAAAACAAAAGAGUAGGUCUGAAUUUAGAUUGGGGCUUGUUUACUGUUUUAUGUUUAUCUAAAAAAAUGUGCACUGAAUAAGGUGCUGUAGCUUUAUAGCUUUCACAGGAAUGAAUACCAGUGAGUUAAAGGUGACAUUGCUUCUUCAAAUUAGGAAAACAUAUUAUUUUCAGGGUACUUUUGAGAACGAAAUAACCUUAUAAUAACCUUUUUCACUUUAGUAUCAAAGGGCUUCCAGGUACACCAUACAGUACGUUGACAAAUACAGGAAAGAAGGGGUGAAAGGGGAAUUCACACUAAAAUAUAAGCUGCGCUUAUAAAAGAGAACAUUUUACAUCAUCAUAGAAUUGACAUAAGAUACAUGGGCAAUAUGAAUAAAAAUUGAACUGCGGCAAGGUGUACUUUGACUAAGAUGUAGUGUAAACAUUGGUGGUAAAAUUUUCUUUUGGUGCCAUUCUUCCACCAUUAGUUGGCUAAAAUUAGAGUUAAAAAAGGCAAAAAGCUUGGAAACUA